AUGAAUAACAAAAAAUCACACAUACGAUUAAAAGUUGAACCAUUUGAUGAUGAAACCUAUAAUCAAUUUAACAAUGAUGUAUUUAAAUUUUGGAGAUACAUUGAAGAAGAUUACAGAGAAUUAGCUAGUGUAGCUUUAAAACUUUUCAGCAUUUGUGUUAACGCAGCCUCAGUUGAGAGAAUGUGGAAAAAGGAUUUGUUACAAUAUGAGAAUCAAUUUAUUAAUUCAAGUAAACCAAUUGAGUCAAGGUCUUCUGCAUUUCAAAAUGUUGAUUGUGAGUCUGAUGAUAUUACAAUUAUUGAGGAAUUAAAUGUACAGGAUUCUGCAAUUUCAUCAGAUAUAGAUGAAGAAAAAGAAGCAUUAAGAGAUAAUCUAGGCAGUUUGGAAAGUGAUCUUUUAAGUGAUUAUAAACAUCCAGCAGUGGAUCCAAGGGCAAAAUGGGAGCUCAAAAAUUUGUUUAAUUCUUUGCUUGAUGUUCCUGAUUAUUUAAUAAAUAUAUAA
Messenger RNA from Entrophospora sp. SA101, 501 nucleotides. The record is from the annotation of a GenBank genome assembly. NCBI's taxonomy places the organism in Eukaryota, Fungi, Glomeromycota, Glomeromycetes, Entrophosporales, Entrophosporaceae.